Messenger RNA from Guyanagaster necrorhizus, 1901 nucleotides. Its product is annotated as TPR-like protein. Lineage: Eukaryota; Fungi; Basidiomycota; Agaricomycetes; Agaricales; Physalacriaceae. Gene Ontology annotation, biological process: protein ubiquitination; cell division; anaphase-promoting complex-dependent catabolic process. The coding region runs from base 129 to 1751 and encodes 540 amino acids. The transcript is spliced from 11 exons. Gene Ontology annotation, molecular function: protein binding. The record is from RefSeq and is a predicted model, not a curated record. Gene Ontology annotation, cellular component: anaphase-promoting complex.
CACCUUCUGAACACUACGACGCUCUACGACGCGAUGGAUCCUCUAAUACCUAUUGAUGAAGCCAUGGUACACGAUAUUCGCUCAACCAUUCGACACUGUACCGAGCGCGGCCUCCUUGCUUCAGCGAAAUGGUCAGUUGGCUAUCGGAGAUGUUCAUGUCGAUUCCAUCUGCAAAGCGAACACAUAAUCGACCCCCACCGCCGCCUGUUGAUGAUCUGGAGCAAACAGAGCAGGACCACAUUGCUUCAGCAAGACAGUCGAUGAGUGACAAGCAGUUUCAGCGCGCUGCUUACAUUGUACGAGACUGCAGGAGCGAUAAGGCUCGGUAUUAUAACUUGUAUUGUCAGUAUAUAAGCCAAGAAAGGCUAGCUCUGGACGAGUGGUACAGGCUCAGCGAUAAGAAGGAGCAGCCUACGUUGCCUGUGAACAACGAGAUACCCGUAUUACUUGAAGACGUCGCGCACUCAACGGAGCCUUGGCUCAUGUUCAUUGAGGCAUUAUUUCUCUCCCGAAUGUCACGUAAAGAGGAGGCAAUAAUGACGCUGUUGAAUGUUGUCGCGAACAAACCUUGGAUAUGGGCUGCCUGGUGUCUUUUGGGAGAUUGUAUCGAUUCCGAAAAAGAGUAUAAUGAUGUCUUGGCUCGGAUGACACUACCACCAAAUCACCCCGUGGUUUACAUGUUUCGGGUGAAGAUGCUCAAUGACCUCCACUUGGCCUCAAUGCAAGUCCAAAUAUGCGACCACCUCCUCAGUCUCGAUUUUUUCCCGGCAAGCUUAUGGGUAAUGUCUAUGAAAAGCCGUGGAUAUGCUUGCCUAUCAAGCGUCACCUUUUACGGCCCGAUGGUCAUUGCCAAGGUCCUGAAUUCAUCAGAGUAUAGGGAUGCACAGGCGCAGUUCGAGCGUAUCCUUUCCCUAGAACCCGACCGACUUGAAGACAUCGACUUCUUCUCUGACAUUCUUUAUGUGAUGGACAACAAGGAGAAGCUCUCAUUUUAUGCUCAAAAGUUUCAGGAAAAGGACAAGAAUCGGCCGGAGGUGUGUUGCUUCAUUGGCAAUGCGUAUUCGAUCCGUACAGAGCAUGAGAAUGCAGUUAAGUAUUUCCGGCGCGCUACCUACCUGGAUCGGACUUAUUAUCACGCGUGGACGUCAAUGGGCCAUGAGUAUCUCGUGAUGGGUAAUACUCAUGCUGCGAUCGAGGCAUAUCGCCGGACAUUAGAUAUCACCAAGAAGGACUAUCGCGCUUGGGCCGGGAUGGGACAGGCAUACAGAGUGCUGGGUAUGUAUAACUAUUCUCUAUAUUAUUAUGAACGAGCUUCAGCGUUGAGGCCUAAUGAUGUGACGAUAUGGGAUGGGCUAGGGUCCUGCUACGAAGACACGGAAAGAAUCCAGGAGGCUAUCUCCGCCUACAGCCGUGCACUCAAGAUUGGCAUCAACCAGUCCCUCCCAGGCAUAAACUGGAAGCUCGGCUCUAUAUUUCGUUCCAUGGAUGUCUGGCUUGCUGCGGAACAGCAUUUCCGGGCAGUGGUUCAGAUUGGUGAGGCAGCGGAAGGUCGUCUGAACAAUUCAGAGCCCUAUUUGGGGUCCUUGUUGGCCUUGUCGGAGCGUAAUAUUCGUUUUACUUCUGGAAAUUUGGCUGAGGCGAAGGAGUAUCUGGAGCGAGUGGCGGAGAGUCAUACAGAGUUGGCGGGCAGGGCUGCUACGAUGCUGAAAGCUGUAAGAACGAAACUGGCCGUCCAGAAAGUGAAAACGUAGGUUACAGCGACUAUCCUGUUCUCUCUAUACCUUUUCUCGUGGCCAACAUUAAGUGACGGACCUCUUAUUUACCUUAGCUUGUAUAUACGGAGCGGAGUUGAUCAAUCUUUCAACUACUCACCCUGAAAGUACCGUUAACGACAGAAUGCC